AUGGGCAUCGACGCAGCAAUGCUGAAGACUGACCCCAGCAUUUGGAUUUUGAAGACGAAAGAUGAGCAAGGAAGAGUUACAGUUCACGGGGCAGUUGGAGCUCACGUUGACGAUUUCCUGCUCAUUGGAGGUCAGCACGAUCCACUUUGGCAGACCUUCCUCCAGAACUUCCACGAGAGCCUGAGAUGGUCACCAUGGGAGGUUGGACCCUUCACUCAUUGUGGAGUCCUACUUGAACAAGAUGCCCAUGGACAUUGGCAUCUCACCCAAGAGGAGUUCUGCAAAGGAUUGAGUCAAGUUGAAGAAGAUGGGAAAACAAAGGAUCUGACGCCCAACGAGCAGCAUCAAUGCAGAGCCGUGCUCGGGGCAGCCCAAUGGAGAUGCUACCAGACAGCACCGCAGCACUGUGCAAAGCUGUCACAUUUGCAGAGCAUGAUCGCGAGAGGAGACAGAACUACUCUAAAGGACAUCAACAAAUUCGUCAGGGAGAUUUACCACCAGGCGAACACCAAGAUCUCUGUCUUCAACUUGCACGCUUCUGAGGAUGACGAGAUUGUCCUCCUUGGCUGGUCAGACGCUGCUCUGGCAAAUCGGGUGGAUUUGACAUCCACUGGUGGCUACAUCAUCGGCUUUGCCCACAAGAAGAUGCUUGAGAAGGGCGAGGCCGGACCGAUAAGUCUUGUGAGUUGGAGCACUCACAAGCUGAAGAGGAUUUGCCGCUCCAGUCUUGGAGCUGAAGCUCAGGCACUGGCUGAGUGCGAAGCAGAGAUGUUCCUGAUCAGGGUGCUUUGGCAGGAGCUGUUGGGUAAGGAAGUGAACCUUCAAGCUCCUGAGCAGACCGCCAAACAGACCCCGGCGGCCGUCGUCAUCGACGCAAAGGCCCUCUACGACAUGCUGAUGCAGAAGGACAUCCCGCACCUUGGAGCCCGUGACAAACAUACUGCUCUGGAAGUGCUUGGACUUUCACAGCACCUUGAGGAGCAGGAGACAACGGUCCGAUGGUGCAACUCAGACCAACAGCUGAGCGACGGCAUGACCAAAAUUGGUGCCGCCGAGAAGAUCCUCAAGUACCUCGAAGGAGGCCAGAGGUGGAGCAUCGUCUACGACCAGACGUUCACUUCGGCGAAGCGUGUGAGAGCAGCCAAAACGGCUGAAGAUUUUUCCUUGUACAGCGAUCCCUCUUGGACGGAUAUCCUGUGGCAGACUGCGGGGCAUGUGAGAUUCUCAGGUAAAGGUAUUCAUUCCAGUCAGCCACAGCAUGUCAUUCCGAGAUCUCAUGCCACAGGUUCACAUCCAUUGUCCAACGAAUAUCACAUCAGUCAGAUGAGAAAGCAACAAGAAUUGGAGGUGAAGAUCAGCGAGCGCUGUGGUUUCAUGAUGCAAGAGGUUUUGGAGUCGAUGAUUCCUCAUGUGGUGGAGCGCCUCUUGGAACGACUCGCGCAGUGCCUGGACUUCAGCGAAUUGAGAGAUCAGUUGAUCGAUUCCUUCAGUGCGUCAACUGACAUGCUCCCAGUCGUUGAGGAGCGAUCUGAGGUGGUUCUUGCUCUUCUUCAAGAGGACCGUGUUGUGAAAAAUCGCAUGUCCACGGAUUUCACCCGAAUCGCUUCUUCAAUUGACACCUUGGUUGCACAUUCCAGUUGGCAAGUCCCCUUGAUGGAAAGGCUAGAAGCCAUGCAACGUGCAGUGGAGUCCAUGAGUAUAGUUGUGCAAAGGUCAACAUCACUGAAUGGCACGGCGGAUGCAACUUUGAACGGCAGCUGUGGGAGCACCAUGCCGCGCCCCGAGGACAUGAUGAGAAAAAAUCCAUUGGGUCAAGGAAGAGACAAACAGCGCACGUCAAGUGGAGAGGGCCUGCAGGGUCUUCAGGCAGCUCUACAACGCGCGGAACAGCAACGGAGUCGACCUCCCUCGGGGCAUUCUGACAGAGCACCACCACCUGCUCCCAUGCGACCAACGCGAACUGCGGUGAAUGGCAGGGGCAAUGAUCCCUCUUGGUACACCUCGAUGUCUCGCCCAGCAGCGGAAACAGGAACCACCAAUGGUCGAGCUCCUCGAGCGCCGAGUUCAACAUCACCAUCCAGUGACAGCCCUGUGAACAAACCGGCUCCAGCUCUCGCUCCGAGAGGAUCCUUUGCAAGGGCGCCUUCACCUGGGAAGGAUUGGCCGUGGCAGCCAAAGCCUCCACUAGUAGAUGAGGAGGUGCACCCGGAGCCAGCCACGGCCGUGCCUCCGCUUCCGACGCAGCCGCCCAGAUCAAGACCUUCGGAUUUCUUCUCUGCGCGUAAGAGCGAGGCGGACACAAGAGGUUGA
Molecule: messenger RNA, 2310 nt
Organism: Cladocopium goreaui
Lineage: Eukaryota; Dinophyceae; Suessiales; Symbiodiniaceae
Source: the annotation of a GenBank genome assembly